Molecule: messenger RNA, 861 nt
Organism: Antrostomus carolinensis (chuck-will's-widow)
Lineage: Eukaryota; Metazoa; Chordata; Aves; Caprimulgiformes; Caprimulgidae
Product: glycerol-3-phosphate acyltransferase 3-like
Exons: 7
Biological process (GO): triglyceride biosynthetic process
Cellular component (GO): endoplasmic reticulum
Molecular function (GO): glycerol-3-phosphate O-acyltransferase activity
Source: RefSeq, a predicted model, not a curated record
AUGUAUUUUACUCCUUUUGGAAUCCAUAUUAUCCAUUCCACUGUGUGGAAGGGAGACUCAUUUUCUCAUGCAGGGAUCAUCCAGAGAGAGGAAACUUCCAUGGAAGAGGAGAUUGUUGGCCGGCACCAAGGAUACUUCAGCCUUGCUGAUGUUAUGUACUUCUCCAAGAAGGGGUGUGAGGCUGUUGCAGAAGAUGAAGUCACCCAGCGGUUCUCCUCCGAGGAGCUGAUGUCUUGGAAUCUCCUCAGCAGAACCAAUGCCAACUUGCACCAUGUCAGCUGGCAACUGAGCGUUGUGUGGGUCAUUGGGAUCCUAAUUCGGUAUUGUCUCCUGAUGCCUUUUCGUGCGAGUUUGUCGGUUUUCAGCACCCUCUUUCUGGUUGUGGCUACUACGGUAAUAGGACAGUUUCCAAAUGGCAGACUUAAAUGCUGGCUGGGCAACCAGGUUCAGAUGAUAUGUGCCACAUUAGGUGUCCGAUGUCUGGGUGGUCCUGUUAAUUUCCACAACAGGGAAAACAGACCACAGAAAGGAGGCAUCUGUGUAGCCAACCACACAUCUCCGUUAGAUGUUCUAAUCCUGGCGAGUGAUGGAUGCUAUUCCUUGGUUGGCCAGGCACACGGAGGGCUUCUGGGGCUUAUUCAAAAAUCUUGCAUGCAAGCCACUCAGCAUGUUUUGUUUGAACGCUCAGAAAUGAAAGACCGUCAUCUGGUGAGGAAAAAAAUUAGAGAACACAUUGCAGAUAAGACCAAAUUACCCAUUUUAAUUUUCCCAGAAGGUACCUGCAUAAACAACACAUCAGUGAUGAUGUUUAAGAAGGGAAGCUUUGAGGUAGGAGGGACCAUCCAUCCAGUAGCAAUCAAG